Messenger RNA from Rasamsonia emersonii CBS 393.64, 651 nucleotides. RefSeq names its product GNAT family acetyltransferase. The transcript is spliced from 2 exons. Bases 1 to 651 code for a protein of 216 amino acids. Lineage: Eukaryota; Fungi; Ascomycota; Eurotiomycetes; Eurotiales; Trichocomaceae. Gene Ontology annotation, molecular function: acyltransferase activity, transferring groups other than amino-acyl groups. The record is from RefSeq and is a predicted model, not a curated record.
AUGUAUCCCCAGCAAGUUCCCACCGUCAUUGUCCCCGCUCAAGGAGAGCCUAUUCACACGAAACGCCUCCUUCUUCGUCCACUCCAGACAGCUGAUGCAUCUGGCAUCUUUGCCAUUCGAAGCCUGCAGGAAGUGGCAAAUACUCUCUGGCCCAAGUCUCCGGACCCCGAUGUUGCAACUACCGAACGGUGGAUGAGUGAGAAGACAUUUAGGACUCCCGAUGCAUCUGGGGAGCUGGGCCGGACGUUCUACUUCGUUAUGAUUCGGGCUGAUGAUCCCAGUGAGCGAAUUGUUGGGACGGUCGGAAUCAACUCCCUCGAUCCCUCCCCGUCGGUCGGGUACACAGUGCAUCCGGAAUUCUGGGGGCAAGGCUACGCGACAGAGGCAUUAGGAGGGGUUAUGAAUGCAUGGUGGAAGUUGCCCAGACGGUCGGCCAAUAAGGAGCUAGAGAAAAUGUCAAGAGACUCAGAGGAAGAUGAACCUGUGGAGAAACUCUAUGCAGCUUGCAACAAGGCGAAUGUAGGGAGUGUCAAGGUUCUCCUAAAGAACGGGUUUAAGAUCUACACCGAGGUUCCCAUGGAAGGUGAUAUUGUUGCGUUCAUGGAAGUGGAAAGACCAAGCCCGUUUGUCUCCAAUGAUGAAACCGCAUGA